UAGAGACCACCUCUACGAUGGAGCUUGCACUUUUCUCCGUCCUUGCCAUCAGCUUCUUCUCGUCUCGCAUCCCAGCUUCCCGGCCUUGGAAGGGGGAUCCUUCUUCAUCCUUGUCUCAGCUUCCCAAAUCUUGGCAUCGCAAAGGUUGAACGACGGAGACCGGAAGUGCGCGCAGCAGCGCAGGGUACCCGGGAACCAACACCGGAAGUAGCUUUGCUGCAAGAUUCCGUCCGCUGCGCUAUGGCGGCGAUCCCCCCAGACUCCUGGCAGCCGCCCAACGUAUACUUGGAGACCAGCAUGGGGAUCAUUGUGCUGGAGUUGUACUGGAAGCAUGCUCCGAAGACCUGUAAGAAUUUUGCUGAGUUGGCACGUCGAGGUUACUACAAUGGCACAAAGUUCCAUAGGAUCAUCAAAGACUUCAUGAUCCAGGGAGGUGACCCAACAGGAACAGGUCGAGGUGGUGCAUCUAUCUAUGGCAAGCAGUUUGAGGAUGAACUUCACCCAGACUUGAAAUUCACGGGGGCUGGAAUCCUCGCCAUGGCCAAUGCAGGGCCAGACACCAACGGCAGCCAGUUUUUCGUGACGCUUGCCCCUACCCAGUGGCUUGAUGGCAAACACACCAUUUUUGGCCGCGUCUGCCAAGGUAUAGGAAUGGUGAAUCGAGUAGGAAUGGUGGAAACAAACUCCCAGGACCGCCCUGUGGACGACGUGAAGAUCGUUAAGGCGUACCCUUCUGGGUAGGCUUGCUGCUCUUGAGGGCACGCCUGGAUCUUCCGGGAUGGCCUCAGUGAACCAGCUUCUGGAUGACCUAGAGUGACAUGUACUUAAACUUCAUUUUGGCCUUACAAAUCACAAAGCUAAGGAGAACUGGGGUCUUGGGUGAGUUAGAGCUGGAAGUAUAUUUUAAGAGGAAGCUGCUUUUCUCUUUCCCCAGUGCCUAGGUUUGACAGAGGGUUUGCAGAAAUGCUCAUAAGUGAUCACUUACAGUGAACCGCUCGUUGCAAAUGAGCAUAUACUGCUCCUCCUUGCGCGUGUCUGUGCUGAUGCACUUGGAACAAGAGGAAACCGACUCUGUCAUUCCAUAGUGCCGAACCAAACUUCUUCCUGCAGGGAUUUCUAUUCUGGCCUACACCGCAGGCUUUGGUGGCUGACAGCCACAGAAUUCAAAACCAAGUAGUGUCUAUCAGCCUUCUUAACUCUGUGCACACCCUAUUUCAGUCUCCUACAUUUGUUCUUCCGGGAAUGUAUGCAUCUCUAUAUAUAUUUUCCCUCUCAAAACCAGAACGUCAACACUGCUGUUUCUGACACUGAGACAUCCCACGCAAAGCCACAUUGAAUUUUUGCCAAAUGAAAAAUGCAUCCAACAAUCAAGUUUCUAAGAAGGUGUCAAGUGGGGAAUGAUAAUGUGUAAUAAUCAAGAAAGGAAUUUAUUAAAAGGCAGCGGAAACAUUGACCAUUUUUUCCCCAGGAAGGAGUAGAAGUCUGUAGCGAGCUUAAGGACAGACUAUGAAUUCUCCUUAAAAAGCAGUAUUGUCAUAAAGGGGAGGCCCCACUGAAGUUUUUUUAACCUAAGACUAGAGAAACUAGAUAAGGAUUUUUUAUGUUAAGUUUUUUAAGUCUUUCUGAUUUUUUUUUUUUUUUUUUUUACGAGUGGGGAUAGUGGUAAGAGAAAGGAAGUGAAUGUCUAUGGAAUACAUAGAAACUUCCCAAAUAAAAUACCACUGAUGGUUGA
Messenger RNA from Neogale vison (American mink), 1732 nucleotides. RefSeq names its product peptidylprolyl isomerase like 1 (gene PPIL1). Gene Ontology annotation, biological process: protein folding; protein peptidyl-prolyl isomerization. The record is from RefSeq and is a predicted model, not a curated record. NCBI's taxonomy places the organism in Eukaryota, Metazoa, Chordata, Mammalia, Carnivora, Mustelidae. The transcript is spliced from 4 exons. Gene Ontology annotation, cellular component: catalytic step 2 spliceosome. Gene Ontology annotation, molecular function: peptidyl-prolyl cis-trans isomerase activity. Bases 241 to 741 code for a protein of 166 amino acids.